GCUGAUGCACGCUAUAUGUACCUAUAUCUCGACAUGGCGGUAUUAUUGAUAGUCUGAUAAAUUGAUGCAAAAAUUUGUUUGUACAGUGGAUGUAAGAUUUAAAGCCGGUUCCGUGAAUGACCGUUCAACUUAUUUGCUUUGAAGUGUAAAUUAAAAAAGAUGACGUCCGCUGCAGCAAAACGCAAGGCAGACGCUCAAAUCCCGGCGGAGGAGAGUGACUUGCUCUCCAUUCGACCUCUGGGUGCUGGUCAGGAGGUGGGCCGAUCUUGCAUCAUGCUAGAGUUCAAGGGAAAGAAGAUCAUGCUCGACUGUGGAAUUCACCCUGGCUUGAGUGGGCUCGAUGCUCUACCCUUCGUAGACAUAAUAGAAGCAGACGAAAUUGACUUGCUGUUGAUUUCUCAUUUCCAUUUGGACCACUGUGGAGCGUUACCUUGGUUCUUGCAAAAGACUAACUUCAAAGGCAGGUGUUUCAUGACCCAUGCCACUAAAGCUAUCUAUCGGUGGUUGCUCUCAGAUUAUAUCAAGGUGAGCAACAUUGCCACGGAGCAAAUGCUCUACACCGAAGCAGAUCUUGAAUCCAGUAUGGACAAGAUAGAAACUAUCAAUUUUCAUGAAGAGAAGGAUGUCUACGGUAUAAAAUUUUGGGCAUACAAUGCUGGGCAUGUAUUGGGUGCUGCUAUGUUCAUGAUUGAAAUAGCAGGUGUAAAAAUCCUCUACACUGGAGACUUCAGUCGCCAAGAGGAUCGGCACUUGAUGGCAGCAGAGAUUCCGAACGUUCACCCAGACGUCCUGAUCACCGAGUCAACUUACGGUACACACAUCCACGAAAAGCGCGAGGACCGUGAAGGUCGGUUUACGAACCUGGUUCACGAGAUAGUGAACCGCGGUGGUCGUUGUCUCAUCCCCGUCUUUGCCCUGGGUCGAGCCCAGGAGCUUCUCCUCAUUCUGGACGAAUACUGGAGCCAGCAUCCAGAGCUCCACGAGAUUCCGAUCUACUACGCCUCCUCGCUCGCUAAAAAGUGCAUGGCCGUGUACCAGACCUACGUGAACGCUAUGAACGACAAGAUUCGUCGACAGAUAGCCAUCAACAAUCCUUUUGUUUUCAAGCACAUCUCGAAUCUCAAGGGAAUCGAUCAUUUUGACGAUAUCGGACCUUGUGUGGUGAUGGCCUCGCCCGGUAUGAUGCAGAGUGGACUGUCGCGCGAGCUCUUCGAAUCGUGGUGCACUGAUGCCAAAAACGGAGUAAUCAUUGCUGGUUACUGCGUCGAGGGAACCCUCGCAAAGACCAUACUUUCCGAACCCGAGGAGAUCACGACUAUGAGCGGGCAGAAGCUAUCACUCAAGAUGUCGGUAGAUUACAUCUCUUUCUCUGCUCAUACGGACUACCAGCAGACUUCGGAGUUUAUCAGGAUUCUGAAACCACCCCACGUGAUUCUCGUCCACGGCGAGCAGAACGAAAUGAGCAGGCUGAAAGCUGCGCUACAGAGAGAAUACGAAGACGAUCCUAGCACUGCUAUGGAGAUUCACAAUCCCAGGAAUACGGUAGCGGUGGAACUUUACUUUAGAGGAGAAAAGACAGCGAAAGUCAUGGGAGCUUUGGCCAUGGAGACUCCGAAACCCGGACAAAAGCUCUCGGGCGUCUUGGUCAAGCGAAACUUCAACUACCACAUGCUCGACCCUUGUGAUCUGUCCAAAUACACGGACAUGAGCAUAAGCCAAGUUAUUCAGCGUCAAAGCGUCUAUUACUCCGCCUCCCUACCAACUUUGAAGCACCUCCUUACACAAAUCGCUGGUACUUUGGACAUAAUCGACGACAAGAAACUGCGGGUAUUCAAGAACGUCGACCUCACUAUCGAGGGCAAGAUCGUAACAAUGGAGUGGCUCGCGACGCCAGUGAACGACAUGUACGCCGAUGCCGUACUAACAGCGCUGUUACAAGCUGAGACUAUGGACAGCAAUCCGAAGAUGCUCACGGCACCCACCAAGAUGGACAGGAUGCACUUCAAGGAGUGUCUCAUCGAGAUGCUGCAGGAGAUGUUCGGAGAGGACUCCGUGCCCAAGAUUUUCAAGGGAGAAAAGCUGUACGUCACAGUUGACGGCAAGAAGGCUCACAUAGACCUCCUGAGUCUAGACGUUUCCUGCAAGGAGGACGAGGUCUUUCAACAGAUCGUUCAGACGGCUGUGUCGAAGCUGCACCAGUCUCUCGCGCCGCCCUCCGAUUCGUGAACGAGCGAGUUUCUACUUUGUGUAUUUAUAUUCUUUUUUUACGCUACUCUCGUAGAGUCUUGCGAAAGAGGCUUUACGAGCUUUACGAGGCGGCGUUGAUUGGCGCGCUGAGCGCAGCAAGUGAUUCGUCAAUUCGCCAGACGCGUUUUCUAGAAAAGCGCAUUUUAAACUCUAAUUACUCCCAGCACGGCAUUCUCUUUUAUGACAAUGCAGCCGUGUCAUCGCGUUCGGAAGUGUGUUCGUGCUACCGCUGUGCUAUGGGCGUAAUAGCCGACGGCGUUCUCACGUUUCGAUGACUGUCCGAGCCGGGGGAAACGUAACUUUUGAUUAAAUAAAAUAAGUACUUGACUUUUUGACUGUUCUCUAUCGUCGCUUGGAGUAAUGCUGUACAUAUUAUAAUCAAAUGAUCGUGUAACAAUUAUAGCCUUAAGGAUAAUAAAUGAAUAGUUUUUGACGAAUGAAAA
Messenger RNA from Nasonia vitripennis (jewel wasp), 2690 nucleotides. It is a transcript of the gene Cpsf73, whose product is annotated as cleavage and polyadenylation specificity factor 73. Gene Ontology annotation, biological process: mRNA 3'-end processing by stem-loop binding and cleavage. Gene Ontology annotation, molecular function: RNA binding; RNA endonuclease activity; 5'-3' exonuclease activity. The record is from RefSeq and is a predicted model, not a curated record. The transcript is spliced from 3 exons. NCBI's taxonomy places the organism in Eukaryota, Metazoa, Arthropoda, Insecta, Hymenoptera, Pteromalidae. Bases 160 to 2226 code for a protein of 688 amino acids. Gene Ontology annotation, cellular component: mRNA cleavage and polyadenylation specificity factor complex.